This is a messenger RNA of Ustilago hordei, 252 nucleotides long. RefSeq names its product putative cytochrome b5. The record is from RefSeq and is a predicted model, not a curated record. Bases 1 to 252 code for a protein of 83 amino acids. The transcript has 3 exons. Gene Ontology annotation, cellular component: endoplasmic reticulum membrane; intracellular membrane-bounded organelle. Gene Ontology annotation, molecular function: heme binding. Lineage: Eukaryota; Fungi; Basidiomycota; Ustilaginomycetes; Ustilaginales; Ustilaginaceae.
AUGGGCAAGCAGGUCGAUCUUAACGAGCUCAAGAACCACAAGUCCGAGGACUCGGCUUGGGUUGCAGUCGAGGGCAAAGUCUAUGACGUUACUGGCUUCCUUGACGACCACCCAGGAGGAAAAAAGAUCCUUCUGAAGAACUGCGGCAAGGACGCCACCGAGGCUUUCUGGUCCUACCACAGUGAGAAGAUCCUCGAAAAGGUAGCUGCUGAGUACGAGAUUGGAGAGUUCAAGGACUCUGCUAAGCUCUAA